Molecule: messenger RNA, 1320 nt
Organism: Zea mays
Lineage: Eukaryota; Viridiplantae; Streptophyta; Magnoliopsida; Poales; Poaceae
Product: 3-isopropylmalate dehydratase small subunit 2
Exons: 2
Coding region: 246-995 (249 amino acids)
Source: RefSeq, a predicted model, not a curated record
CAAGCCUUUCGCCCAGUAAGAAUCAAGAAAAAAAAGUUUCUUUUGGUUGCUGGACGCCUGACAGUUCCCUGGCGUUCACGGAAACUGAUUGUCAAUCCGGGCUGGGCCGACGUGGCUUAGUUUCGUGGCGCUUACGAAAUUACGCAGCCGCAGCUCAAUGUAUAAUGGGCCUUAACCCGUAAGCGUUGAAGCAUUCGAUCCGUUCCCUUGCCCUAAGACCCACCCCUGAUUUCAUUUCCCCAAUCAUGGCGGCGGCUCUGUCGGGGACGGCGGUGUCCACGGCAGCGCUUCUAGCCCCAAUCCGAGCUCCAACCAGCGCGUUUAUCCGGCGCUCCCAGCUCACCUGUCAUCGCCUCCACUCACUAAAAUGCCGCCGCGCUGGGUCCAUCGUCCCCGCGGCCGCUGCUGCCGCGGCGGGCAGCAGCUCGCCGUCGUCAGCCGUUUUCCACGGCGAGUGCUUCGUGGUGGGCGACAAUAUCGACACCGACCAGAUCAUCCCCGCCGAGCACCUCACUCUGGUGCCCUCCAAGCCGGACGAGUACCGCAAGCUCGGUUCCUUCGCCUUCGCGGGGCUCCCAUCCGCGGCCUACCCGACGCCGUUCGUCGCUCCGGGUGAGGAGUCCUCCCGCUACGCCAUCAUUGUCGGCGGAGCCAACUUCGGGUGCGGUUCCUCUCGCGAGCACGCGCCCGUCGCGCUUGGGGCCGCUGGCGCACGCGCCAUUGUUGCGGAGGGCUACGCGCGCAUCUUUUUUCGCAACUCCGUGGCCACUGGAGAGGUGUACCCUCUGGAGCUCACGGACGUUGGGGCCUGGAAGGAGUGCAAGACAGGGGAUGUGGUCACCGUGGACCUUGCUAACUCCGUUUUUAUUAACCACACCUCUGGCAAGGAGUACAAGCUGAAACCAAUUGGUGAUGCUGGCCCUGUAAUUGAGGCGGGAGGGAUCUUUGCCUACGCCCGGAAGACAGGAAUGAUUGCGUCGAAAGCUGCUGCAUGAGGGAAAGCUUAUGCAGCCGAGCCUCUGCGGAGAUGAAGAAGUAAGCUGGAGUUAGGACUAAGAGUUACUGCACCUACUUGAUGUCGACGGUGUCUCAAAAUAAGUUGCGGCCUACCGAAAUUAUGAUGAAUCAAUCAAUUUGGUCUUUGUCACAGAUCGUUUUUUUUUGUUACUAGUACUUGUACAAUUGUACUCCUGCCUGCUACUGUUCUUAUCUGUUUGAAUAACUGCUCUGUUGCCAUCUUAUGUGUACAACUCUUGAAACUCGCUGCCGUUCGAUGUAUUUGAGCUUUUGGUAUGCAACUCUUGAAAAUGGUUGCAUUCA